ACAGGCAAACAAAUAGUCCGCCAAAAAAUCCUGCAACGGCAGUUUUUUUUCCCCAUUCCUAGAGUCUGUCCUCUGGUUGUUCCCAGUCCUUCGCCAACCAAGAAACUGAGUCAGGGCAACUUUAAGAUUCUUGAAGAGGCAGGUCACCUUUAAACUCCCCAUCUCAAUUACGCGCCAUCGAUUUGUGGCUAUUUUGGAAUAUUUGCCUUUCACCUAUUUGUGUUAGAAACAAGAUGUUUGCCGGUGAAAUCAUUUAGGUAACAUGCACCUCCAAAAAACAUUCUUCCCGCAAUGUCUUCGGUGGCGUCAGAUGAACUGCGGCUGAAGGCGGCAAGCGAGGUCAUGACACGCACAACUGUUGCGCUUUGGCAUUCGCAUGUGCGCUAUAAAACCGCUACAAGUAACACUUCUCGUUUCACGGAGUCCAUCCAAUGGCCUCUCCACUGAUGACGUGAUGUCAUCUCCUACCCCCACGGCAACAAGAUGCGCUUCUGAAACUUGAGUGAGAACACUGCCGGCUGCGUGGCUGCGAAAGACUCAUGAUGCUAGACUCGCUGACUUAUCUCCUGGAGAGAGUUUUUAUGCUCGCGCAUUUUAACAUUUUUAGUCUGAUCCCUUCAGAAAAAGAGAAGCCCGAAAAGUGUUGUGAAGCCUCUACCCGGGUGCUGCAGAGAGGGGAUCUUCUGGAGGUCCCUCGCACUUUAUUUACCCAUUUCGGAAUCUAUUUGGGGGACAACAAAGUCGCACAUUUAAUACCGGAUAUUAUGCCCGUGCUGACGAGCGAUACGCGUCAAAUACAGAAAAUGGUAACGAACAAGAGAUUGCUGUUGGGAGUGCUUUGUAAGAAGGCUACUGUUCGGGUCGAUUCGGUCGAGGACUUUGCGUAUGGUUCACCUAUCCUAAUUAACAGCAUGGACCACAGCAUGAAAGAAAGGCCGUUAGCUAACGAAGAAGUUGCCGGCAGAGCAGAAAUGCUUAUUGAUAAAGUUCCAUACAGCUUGAUGUGGAACAAUUGCGAGCAUUUUGUUACCUAUUGCAGGUACGGAUCAGCCGUAAGUUUACAAACAGAAAAGUUCCUAGAGUUCCUGAAGUCCAUUAUUCGGGACCAGAGGAGUGUCCUUCUCACAGCUUUCUUGGGACUUGUGUCCAUUGGUUGCGUGGGAAUUGCGCCUGCCACAACUCUCCCAGCUCUCCUUAUCCCAUUCACAUUAUGGAUGGCGAGUUAAUAGACUUGUUUCAAGUCAUAAUGUAAAUGCUUCCAUGAAGAGAAUGUGUACAUAGGUGAACAAUGAAUGAAGUUAUGUUUGACGCACUACAUGAGCAUGACUUGUAGUUAUGAAUAGUAGGCUACAGAGUAAAAAUGUGUAUUACAAUUGUUUAGACUGAACUAAACUUGUAACCUGAUGUACACAGUCUGUUAUUUUUUUAUGUAUUUUCUCCACUGGUUAUAUUUUGUCUUUUUUUAAUUAAAAUACAGUUUAUACA
Messenger RNA from Alosa alosa (allis shad), 1485 nucleotides. Its product is annotated as lecithin retinol acyltransferase-like. The record is from RefSeq and is a predicted model, not a curated record. The transcript is spliced from 2 exons. Gene Ontology annotation, molecular function: phosphatidylcholine-retinol O-acyltransferase activity. Gene Ontology annotation, biological process: retinol metabolic process. Lineage: Eukaryota; Metazoa; Chordata; Actinopteri; Clupeiformes; Clupeidae. Bases 540 to 1226 code for a protein of 228 amino acids.